Heterobasidion irregulare TC 32-1 is the source of this 1347-nucleotide messenger RNA. RefSeq lists its product as uncharacterized. Lineage: Eukaryota; Fungi; Basidiomycota; Agaricomycetes; Russulales; Bondarzewiaceae. The coding region runs from base 1 to 1347 and encodes 448 amino acids. The record is from RefSeq and is a predicted model, not a curated record. The transcript is spliced from 4 exons.
AUGUUCUUUCAUCUCGCUGUGAUCUUCUCGGUGCUGUGCGGCAGCAUACUUGGGCAACUACACCCUACGAAGCCCGCACAAUACCAACAGUUUCCCAAGCUCAGGGAGCGAGCACGGAUCCAAGACGAAUGGAGAGAUGAAAGGAUAGCAGGGAUCCCAAGCCUGCUCCGAAAAUAUGACAUCGAUGCUUGGCUGAUGAGCCAAAGAGAGUACGCGGAGGACACGAUCUGGUGGUCGAUCAAGGACGCGACGACACAUGCUCCUCAUCGCCGCACGGUGGUGCUCUUCCACACCAACACCUCCACGCUCCGCGGACGGCCAAACCCGCUCACAUGGGUUGACAACACAGGCCAAGUCUGGCCCGAGCUGCGCGCCAUCUUGCAAGACUUCGAUCCGCGGCGCAUCGCCCUCAACACCGACCGAAACAUCGCAUUCGGAGGCGGUCUGCAUGUCGGCGAGCUCGAAGUCCUCAAGGAAGAACUGGGCGAGGAAUGGAUGGCGAGGACAGUCAACGAGCCGAUGCUCGGAAUUGAGUUCGUGGCGAAACGAGUUCCGGGGCAAAUCACCUACUACCGGCUGAUGGUGGAGACCAUCUGGGCGAUGCUAGAGGAAGGCUUCAGUGAACGAACCAUAGUCGUCAAUGUUACGACCACAGUUGACUUGGAAUGGUGGUUCUUGGAAAAGAUGCAAGCACAAAACGUCUCCUACUGGGCACACCCCCGCGUCUCCGUCCUCACCCCCGAAUCAUUCCCAGGCUGGGAGGGCACCGACGACGUCAUUCAGGAAGGUGACCUCCUGCACAUUGAUUUUGGGAUGACCGCGAUGGGCAUGAACACGGAUACGCAGCACAUGGCGUACGUCCUGCGCUCGAGCGCAGGCGAGACGGCGCCGCCGCCGGGCCUCAAGGCAGGGCUAAAGAAAAGCAAUCGCAUGAUGGACAUCGUGCUUCAGACGAUGCGGUCCGGCCUGACGGGCAAUGAAGUGUUGAGCAUCUGUUUGGCGCAAAUAAAGAAGGAAAGCAUUGAAGGUCAGAUCUAUUCUCAUCCCAUAGGGGACUGGGGACACGCGCCCGGGGCGGUCAUGGGGUUCACAAACCUUCCAGCAUACGUGCCCGUACUCGGCGAGCUGCCCAUCCUUCCCGAUACAUACUACAGCAUAGAGCUGUAUGCCUACCAUUUUGUCCCCGAGCGAAACGAGACGCUGCGCUUCCGACAGGAAGAGGACGUAUACUGGGUCGAUGAGGAGAGAGGUUGGGAGUUUGUCUACGGGCGACAGGAGAAAUUUCACUUGAUUGACAGUGCUCGGAGUGCCGCUCGAAGUUUUCCUGUGCUCGGCGUUCAGCACUGA